Molecule: messenger RNA, 339 nt
Organism: Insectozyma verbasci
Lineage: Eukaryota; Fungi; Ascomycota; Pichiomycetes; Serinales; Debaryomycetaceae
Source: the annotation of a GenBank genome assembly
AUGCUUUCAUUUUGUCCCAGCUGUUCAAAUAUGCUUAUGAUCUCUCCAUCUGAAGAAGAUGGUAUGAAUAGUUUUCAUUGUUCUACAUGUCCUUAUGAAUUUAAAAUUCAAGGUUUACAAAUGUUUGAUAGGAAAAAAUUAAAUCGAAAAGAAGUUGAUGAUGUUUUGGGAGGUGAAGGUACUUGGGAUAAUGUUGACCAAACUGCUGUAAAUUGUCAAAAAGAAGGUUGUUCAGGUGAUAAAGCAUAUUUCUUCCAAUUACAAAUUAGAUCUGCUGAUGAACCAAUGACUACUUUUUAUAAAUGUACAAAAUGUGGUCAUAGAUGGAAAGAGAAUUAG